AUGGCAACAGUGCUUCGGAACUUCGUAUUGAGCAAAUGCGCUUUCUUCGAGGUUAUUUUCCUGCGUAAGUAGAAUGGCAAGAGGGGCUUCCCCAGUGACCAGUGAGCGAUUUCCUGCUGAAGCCCCCAAAUAAACGCGAAUAUCUUUGGCACUAAGUACAGCGUGUGCUUCUGUGGCGCUAUCGGUAAGUUCUCGGGCAGUUAAACGUAUUGUAGACGAUUUAGGCUCACCGAAAUAGGUUAUAGGUCGGUGCGGGAAUGGAAGCAGCGAUGGACCUGCAGCUUAUACAGAGUGGAGCGGAUAAAAAAAUGAGUUUCUACACGAAAGGCCCGCUGCGAGUGAAUGCAGAAAACUUCAACUUGUUGGGAUUUAAAAACAAUUAUCCGGUGUUGGAGCCUGCGAUAAUAAAAGUCGAAUACGUCUCAUUGAUCAAGUCCCAACUGGAGCUUGGCAAACAGGCGCAACAACUCUAUAACUGGAAGGGGCGCAUCAUAAAAAUCGUGCCCUCCGGGCAAAUCCCGAAAGCCGUGAAAGAGCAAACGAUGAAACUGAAAAAACAAGGUAGACCAACGACUGCUGCUGGCGCAAAGGGGAGAAACCCGGCGGCCAAUCAUGUUCCCGUUGAGCAUGUAAACAGAGAUAACAGUUUGAAUAUCCCAUGCACUAAUCAAGACUUGGGCCAGCUAAUCAGACCGGCUGGUUAUCAAGUCAUUCGUAGUUCAACCGCGGAAAGUUCGGGUUUCCCUGCGAAUCCUCCGAUUGCCGAUCCUCAGGCUCCCGCAGUGCCAACACUGAACGAUCCGAGUGCGCUGAUAAGUUGUGUUGAUUCAAGUUCAGCGGCAAGCGACAGCCCUGGGCGAAUACUGCCAGCUAUCGGCAGCAGAUCGACGAAGCUGCUGUCUAAAAAGAACCUGGCAAUCCUCAAUAAGGCGAAAAUGAAGGCGCUCAAUUUGUCAAUGAAGGCGAAUAUGGACGGGGAAAGCGGCAGGGAAGUCGCCGUCCAGACUGAUCAGCUGGAGACGAAGCAGUUCUGCCACCAACAGGUCCAGACUGAUCCGUCCCAACAAUUCAACCUUGUGGACUACAUGACUCUGAACCUGGACAACCUGCUGGAUAUCAAUAAUAGGGACGAAUCCCCCAUUAUAAACGACGUGCGCCUGGACAACGGCUUGCCCAUGAAUGGACCAGAAUUCGACUCUAUACCGGACCCCAUCAGCAGCCAGGCCCAGAAUAGUCCAGACGGUAAAUCGACCGACAACAAGCAAGUGCUGAAGCUGAAGAUGAUGUUCUUUCACGACCUGCGGGAGUGUAUGACCUACAAUGCCGCUGGAAACCUGCCGGUUCAUGAAGGAGUCCUCAAAAAUGACUUGGUGGCAGUGAAGAGACAGUGUGCAGCCUUAAAGGCGAGGAAAUGUGGGGUCAAUUUGGGAAACCAUGAUGGUUGUACGCCUCUUCAACUGGCCAUCGUUAACAAUGUCCAAGUGGAAAUCGUGUUUAUUCUAUUGGAAUCUGGGGGGGACCUUCAAGACAUCGAUGGUGACGGCAACAACGUUUUACAUUUAGCGGCAAAAUUCGAGCGGUUGGGCGCGAUGCAAAUGAUUUUAAACCAUUGCUGUUUCAUGUCGUGCUUCGACUGUAUUAACAGUUACAACUUUGAAGGCUUAACUCCUUUGAUGAUCUGCUGUGCAUCCAGCUGGACCGAGGGAGCGCUGCUUUUGAUCGAUCGUGAAGCCUGUGUGAAUCUGCGUGACCAACGGUCGGGAAAAACAGCCCUAUUCCACGCCGCCGAGGCCCAGAACGUGGAGAUUGUGCGCGCCCUACUGCAAAACGGGGCCGAUCCCAAAUUGAAGAACUUUUUCGGCACGAGUCCACACGACGCCAUGUACGAGCUGGAUGAUAUGGUCGACACCAUCAAGCGGUUGAUAUUUGGAAUAACGAAAAAGCGCAGCAACGCAGAAGCGGAAAUGAACCCGAGUCGAACAGCGAACGCGGCCAAAAAGCUGAAAACCUACCGAAAGUUUCAGAAAAUCAAGCUGAACGGUAAAUUUCCCAUGUACACGAUGGUUCAAAAAUGAACGUCAGUUUAUUGAUGUCGCUCCUCGGAGUUCGGGAUAAGAUGCCUCAUUUUCUGAGGAUGCAGCCAGGAAAGACAAGAGAAACGGGUUUAGUGUACAGUACAGAUUGAUCGAAUCGAAUUUAGCGUUUAGCUUAAAAGCCCAAGACCGGAAUUUGCGUAUGGCUAUCAUGCGAUUAGGUGGCAGCUUGCACGCGUUUAGUGCAUGGUGCUGAACACGUAGCGCGUUGUUGUAAGUUAUCAGUAUUAAAAUUUAACACACCUUCAAUGUUGCGUAUAGUUAUAAGUAGACAAUUUUUUAGUUUUUCUUUAUACAGUCAGUUUCGCGAGAUAUUUAUGUACAUACAGUUAAGUCGCCAGGAAGGUCCAUUGGGCGCCGCUUGGUCCAAUCAACAGCGCCGUAGUCAAAUCAAGUGGGUUUCGAUCAUGUGAAUGACACGAUUGAAACCACCGAUAGCGAUAAAAUAGCGGCUUCACAUGGCUUUUCGGUUAUUAUCAGCAAAGUAAUUAAUAUUCUGGUUCAUUCUUUACAAGCUUUUUUGUUUAAAGACGUGUUUACACCCAGAAAAACUCCCCUAAUGGCCAGGGUUGCGAUUUUACCGAUCUAGGCAAGUGACUUUGUAUAAAUUAGAAUAAUCACAAGGAUGCUGUAUAUUCUUCUGCAUUAUUAAGUGUAUAUAUUGAUCGAAUAGAGUUAUUUUUUAAUAGACCCAUGCUGUUUGGUUGUGCGUCAAAUCAUCCAGCUUAGGAUUUAGAAUAUUUAUAUAGAAAUUACUGCGUAGCUGUUGUUGUCUGAUGAUGUCCAGAUGAUAAAUUGCGUUUCUCUGCGAUAAGAGAUUAGAGUCGAAUUGCGUACGUCCAUUAGCCCGGGAAAUAAUUCAUUUUCCUUCGUAUCUGGACGGAUUUUAAGCGCACUGAAGUACGGCAAUAAGGCACCAAUUAAGUAGUUUAGAUAGAAUAAGUGCUAACUAAAGGUUUUAAUAAAAAGGACUGUACAAAUGUGGAAA
Dendroctonus ponderosae (mountain pine beetle) is the source of this 3081-nucleotide messenger RNA. RefSeq lists its product as uncharacterized. The record is from RefSeq and is a predicted model, not a curated record. The coding region runs from base 258 to 2075 and encodes 605 amino acids. The transcript is spliced from 7 exons. NCBI's taxonomy places the organism in Eukaryota, Metazoa, Arthropoda, Insecta, Coleoptera, Curculionidae. Gene Ontology annotation, molecular function: protein binding.